AUGGCACAGAGAUCCACUUCCUUGGCUUUCAAGGUCCGUAGGUGUGAACCAGAGCUGGUGGUCCCGGCUAAGCCCACCCCUCAUGAGUAUAAGCCAUUGUCGGACAUUGAUGAUCGAGAAGGUCAUCGAUUUGAAUAUCCCGUAAUCCAAUUUUAUCGAUACAGCCCUUCCAUGCAAGGGAGGGACCCUGCUAGGGUUAUCAGAGAUGCACUUGCAAAAACUCUAGUGUUUUAUUAUCCAUAUGCUGGUAGGUUAAGAGAAGGGCCUAAUCGUAAGCUCACCGUGGACUGUACCGGCGAGGGCGUGUUGUUUAGCGAGGGCGAUGCCGAUGUUACACUCGAGCAGUUUGGUGAGGAGCUUCAACCACCAUUUCCAUGCAUGGAGGAGCUUCUCUAUGAUGUUCCAGGUUAUGGUGGAGUGCUAAACUGUCCAUUGCUUUUAAUACAGGUAACACGAUUGAAAUGCGGGGGUUUCAUCUUUGCCCUACGCCACAACCACACUAUGAGCGAUGCUAUUGGCUUGGUGCAAUUCAUGUCGGCAAUGGGCGAGAUGGCACGAGGUGCACUUGCUCCCACAAUCUUACCCGUUUGGGAAAGACAUCUCCUAAAUGCUCGAAACCCACCUCGAACUACAUGUACGCACCAUGAGUUUGAACAAGUGAUCCAUACCAAUGCCAACAUAAUCACUCAAUUGGACAACAUGGUUCAUCGCUCUUUUUUCUUUGGACCCAAACAAGUCUCAGCUCUACGCAGAUUUGUUCCUCCGCACCGCCGAUGUUCAACUUUUGACAUCAUAGCCGCAUGCUUAUGGCGAUGUCAUACCAUAGCCUUGCAACUUGACCCGAAUGAAGAUGUUGGCAUUAUUUGCGUUGUCAAUGCACGUUCCACGUUUAAUCCUCCGUUACCCUUAGGAUACUAUGGCAAUGCAAUUGCGGGUAUGAGUGAGGUAUCAAAAAGUCAGGUCGGUUCGAGGCAAGUAAAGAACCACCCACAUUGCUAUGCUUAA
Theobroma cacao (cacao) is the source of this 1005-nucleotide messenger RNA. The record is from RefSeq and is a predicted model, not a curated record. Lineage: Eukaryota; Viridiplantae; Streptophyta; Magnoliopsida; Malvales; Malvaceae.